UUGGUGCAGACUGGUGUAACUUACUGCAGUUUGGUGCAACUUGGUGCAGUUUGGUGCAACUUGGGGCAGAUUAGGGCACCUUGGUGCAGUUUGGUACAACUUGGUGCAGAUUGGUGCAACUUGGUCCACUUUGGUGCAACUUUCUGCAGUUUGAUGCAACUUUGUGCAAAUUGGUGCAAUUUCGUGCAGAUUGGUGCAACAUGGUGGAGUUUCGUGAAACUUGGUGAUUCUGGUGCAACUUGGUGCACAUUAGUUCAACUUGGUGCAAUUUGGUGCAACUUGGUACAGUUUGGUGCAACUUGGUGCAGAUUGGUGAACUCGGUGCAACUUGGUGCAGAUUGGUGCAACUUGGUGCAGGCUGGCGUCACUUGGUGCAGAUUGGUGCAACUUGGUGGAGAUUGCUCCAACAUGGUGCAGUUUGGUGCAACUUGGUGCAGAUUGGUGCAACAUGGUGCAUUCUGGUACAACUUGGUGCAGAUUGGUGCAGUGUGGUCCACUUUAGUGCCACUUGGUGCAGAUUGAACUUGGCGGGGGUUUGUUGGAACUUGGUGCAGGUUGGUGCACUUUGGUGCAAAUUGGUGCAGAUUGGUGCAACAUGGUGCCAUUUCGUGAAACGGUGACUCUGGUGCAACUUGGUGCACAUUGGUUCAACUUGGUGAAAUCUGGUGCAGCUUUGUGCACUUUUGUGCAGCUUCGUGCAAAUUAGUGUAACUUGGUGCAGGUUGGUGCAACUUGGUGCAGACUGGUGCCGUACAGUGCAGUUUGGUGCAACUUGGUGCAGAUUGGUGAUACACGGUGCAGAUUGGUGCAGAUUGGUGCAACAUGGUGCAUGCACGAAGAUGCCCCAAACUGCACCAUGUUGCACCAAUCUGUACCAAGUUGCACCGUGUAUCACCAAUCUGCACCAAUCUUUGCCAAGUUGUAACAACCUGCACCAAAUUUCACCAAAGUGCACCAAGUUGCACCAACCUGUACCAAGUUGCCCCAAUCUUUGCCAAGUUCUACCAACCUGCACCAAAUUUCACCAAAGUGCACCAAGUUGCACCAAUCUGCACUAAGUUGCACCAAACGGCACCAAGUUGCACCAAACAAGCAACAUCGUGCAGGUUAGUACAGUUUGGUGCAACCUGGUGCCGUUUGGUGCAACUUAGUGCAGAUUGGUGCAACUUGGUGCACUCUGGUGAAAUUUGGUGCAGGUUGGUGUAACUUGGUACAGGUUGGUACAACUUGAUGCAACUUGGUGCAGAUUGGUGCAACAUGUUGCAGUUUGGUUCAACUUGGUGCAGAUUGGUGCAACAUGGUGCAGAUUGGUGUAACAUGGUGCAAAUUGGUGCACUUUGGUGCAACUUGGUGCAGAUUGAAGUUGGUUGGGUUUGGUGCAACUUGGUGCAGAUUGGUGGAAGUUGGUUCACUUUGGUGCAACUUGGUGCAACAUGGUGCAUUUUUGGGGCAACUUGGUGCAGAUUGGUGCAACAUGGUGCAGUUUGGUGCAACUUGGUGCAGUUUGGUGCAACUUGGUGGAAAUUAGUGCAACGUGGUCCAUUUUGGUGCAACUUGGUGCAGGUUGAAGUUGGUGGAGUUUUGUUCUACUUUGCGCAGAUUGGUGCAAGUUGGUGCACUUUGGUGCAACAUGGUGCAUUUUACUGCAACUUGGUUCAGAUUGGUGCAGCAUGGUGCAGUUUGGUGCAGCUUGGUGCAGUGUUGUGCAACUUGGUGCAGAAUGGUGCCACAUGAUGCAUUUUGGUGCAACUUGGUUUAGAUAGGUGCAACAUGGUGCAGUUUGGUGCAACUUGGUGCAGUCUUGCGGAACUUGUUGCAGAUUGGUGUAAUUUGGUGCACUUUGGUGGAACUUGGUGCAGAUUGGUGCCACACGGUGCAGGUUGGUGCAACUUGGUGCAGAUUGGUGCAACUUGUUCAACAUGGUGCAGUUUGGUGCAACUUGGUGAAGAUUGUUGCAACUUGUUUCAGUUUGGUGCAACGUAAUGCACUUUGUUGUAACUUGGUGCAGAUUGGUGCAACAUGGUACAGUUUUGUGCACCGUGGGGUAGACUGGUGUAACAUAGUGCAGAUUGGUGCAACUUGGUGCUUUAUAGUGCAAUUUGGUGGACUUUGGUGCAACUUGGUCCAGAUUGGUGCAACUUGGUGCAGAUUACUGCAACUUGGUGCAGCUUGGUGCAACUUGGUGCAGAUUGGUGCAACGUGGUGCAGUUUGGUGAAACUUGGUGAUUCUGGUGCAACUUGGUGCACAUUAGUUUAACUUGGUGCAAUUUGGUGCAUCUUGGUGCAGAUUGGUGUAACUUUGGUGCAGGUUGGACCAUCUUGGUGCAGUUUGCUGCAACUUGGUGCAGAUUGGUGCAACAUGGUACAGUUUUGUGCAACUUGGUGCAGAUUUGUGCAACUUGGUGCACUUUGGUGCAACCUGGUGCAGAUUGGUGCAGGUUGGUGCAGAUUGGUGCAACUGGUUGCAGUUGGCUGUAACUUGGUGCAGAUUGGUGCAACUUGGUGGAAUUUGGUGGACUUUGUCGCAACGUUUGUGCAGGUUGGCGUUGCUUGGUGCAAAUUGGUGCAAUUUGGUGGAGAUUGCUGGAACAUGGUGCAGUUUGGUUCAACUUCGUGCAGAUUGGUGCAACAUGGUGCAGUUUGGUGCAACUUGGUGCAGUUUGGUGCAACUUUGCGCAGAUUGGUGCAAUUUGGUGAAAUUGUUUGCAGUGUGGUGCAACUUGGUGCAGAUUGGUGUACCUUGGUGCAGUUGGGUGCAACGUGGUGCAGAUUGGCGCAACUUGGGCAAGUUUGGUUCAACUUUGUGCAGACUGGUGCAACUUGGUGCACUUUGGUGCAAUUUGGUGUACUUUGGUGUAACUUAGUGCAGACUGGUGCAACUUGGUGCAGAUUAGUGCAACUUGGUGCAGGUUGGUGGAACUUGGUGCAAGUUGGGGCAACUUGGUUCAACUUUGUGCGGACUGGUGCAACUUGGUGCACUUUGGUGCAAUUUGGUGCACUUUGGUGCAACUUAGUGCAGACUGGUGCAACUUGGUGCAGUUUGGUGCAACUUGGUGCAGAUUGGUGGAACUUGGUGCAGAUUGGUGCAACUUGGUGCAGAUUGGUACAACAGGGUGCAGUUUGG
Messenger RNA from Porites lobata, 3124 nucleotides. The record is from the annotation of a GenBank genome assembly. Lineage: Eukaryota; Metazoa; Cnidaria; Anthozoa; Scleractinia; Poritidae.